AUGGACCGGGUGUGCGAAGCCUCCUUCGGGGAAUGCUCGGACCGGCUCCCGGCCGAGGGGGCGAGGCAGCCGCCGCCGCCGCCGCCGCUCCCUCGAGUGCGCCACGUCGCGGACAAAACGGUCUCUCGGGUGAGGCCCCCGGUCAGCAUCCUGCUCACCACCCUCUUGUAUCUGGGGGAGUUCACCUCGGCCGGCUUCGUGACCUUCGCCUACAGCCGCUCCAGCGACAGCUACUGGAUGGGGCUGACCCUCCUCUUCAUGCUGAUGCCGGCCAUCAUGGACCAGUUCACGCUCAUCUUUGUCCACCGAGACCUGACCAGUGACAAGCCGAUGGUCCUCUUCAUGCAUCUCCUGCUCCUGGGGCCUUUCAUCCGGUGCGUGGAGGCCAUGAUGAUCUACUGGACCUCGGGCCGGACGGAGGAGCCCUACGUCUCCAUCACCCGCCAGAAGCAGCUGCGCAAGGGCUCGGAGCUGGUGCUGGAGCAGGAGGUGGGCCACUCGGUCCGCAGGCUGGUCACCCACCGCAACGCCUUCCGGCGCAUGGCCGUCAUCCAGGCCUUCCUGGGCUCCACCCCGCAGCUGACCCUGCAGCUCUACGUCAGCGUGGUCGAGCAGUACGUGCCCACCGGCCGAGCGGUCCUGAUGAGUAUCUGCCUGGUGUCGAUCACCUACGGAGCCUUGGUCUGCAACAUCCUGGCCAUCCAGAUCAAGUACGACGACUACAAGAUCGACCUGCACCCCUUGGCCUUCGUCUGCAUCGUCCUGUGGCGCAGCCUGGAGAUCUCCACUCGCAUCACCGUCCUGGUUUUCUUUGGCAGCGUCUUCAAGGAGUACACGGUGGCCAUUGGGUCAGCCAACUUCCUGGUCUUCUUCUUCAUGCCCUGGGUGCAGCUAUGGCGGAGUGGUGGGCAGCUGCCCGAGAGCGUGGAGAAGAACUUCAGCCGGCUGGGCACCAUCGUGGUCCUCCUCUCCAUCACCUUGCUCUACGGCGGGAUCAACAUCUUCUGCUGGUCGGCUGUGCAGCUCCGGCUGGCCGACCGGGACUUGAUUGCCAAGACGCAGAGCUGGGUGUGCCUGGUCGUCUACUACAUCGUGCGCGGGCUGGAGAACAGCGUGCUGAUCCUCGUCUGGUAUUUCUUCAGGACGGAUGUCUAUGACAACAUCUGCCCGCCUUUCCUGGUGGUGCAGCUGCUGGUGGGCUACUGCCUGGCCAUCGCCUUCAUGCUGCUCUUCAUGCAGUAUUUCCACCCCUGCCGCCUCCUCUUCACCCACAACGUCUCGGACUACUUGGAGUGCGUCUGCUGCCGGCGGAGUGGGGCAGUCGGAGCGCUGCGACUCGAGCCCCCCUACGAGCCUGGCGUGAGGCACAGCAUCGUCUGAGGAGACGGAGCCAAGCCAGUCGGGAGCCGAGCUGCGGACGGGAGCAGCCCGUGCCACGCCCCGCUCUUGCCUCGCCCUCCACUCACACCGAGGAAAGAGGCCUUGGUUUGACGGUGCUACAACUUACAGGUGGGGCGGCGGCGGCAGCCAGCCUGGCCUUCUAGAGCACCAUCUGGACAUGUGCAGCGGGCGGCAAGGGUGCACUUUCCUUCACCUUACAGCAGAAGCAGGGGUGGCCAUUGGCAUCGCCGUAUGUCCCUGUAGCAGAGGCAGAUGUAUGGAAAGGAUGAGUGGUUCGAGCUGCCGGUGGUAUUCCCUGCCACUGGAGGACUGCGUUUUAAUUUCCGGACGAGAGCUGUUUGCUAGUCUCCGGGCCCAGGUCGCAACCAACGGCAAAGCACUGAGCUGAAAGGCACUCAGCUGGAUUGAAGGCUAUGUCGGGUUAGCAUCAGUAGGGCGAAAGGGAAGAUUCUUCUGAAGGCCUGUGGAUCUUGCGGCUGGGCACGUCCCUCCAGCACAGAGCACCACAGUGACGCUGCAGCCUCCCUCACAUUCCAGGAUGGCCUGGAGACGUGGCCUAACCUCACCAUAGGCUGUGCUAGAUCUUUCCCCAGCCCUAGAGAUCUGCUGUUUAGGAAUUCUGUAUCUAUUUAUUUGUUGACCUGAGAAUGGGCACAUUUUAAACUCAACGUGCUGGGAUACAUUUGAAAGGAACUGG
Hemicordylus capensis (graceful crag lizard) is the source of this 2098-nucleotide messenger RNA. RefSeq names its product XK related X-linked (gene XKRX). The record is from RefSeq and is a predicted model, not a curated record. Gene Ontology annotation, cellular component: membrane. Lineage: Eukaryota; Metazoa; Chordata; Lepidosauria; Squamata; Cordylidae. The transcript is spliced from 3 exons. Bases 1 to 1380 code for a protein of 459 amino acids.